Leucoraja erinaceus (little skate) is the source of this 946-nucleotide messenger RNA. RefSeq names its product myosin light chain 3, skeletal muscle isoform-like. Bases 73 to 648 code for a protein of 191 amino acids. Gene Ontology annotation, molecular function: calcium ion binding. Gene Ontology annotation, cellular component: contractile muscle fiber; myosin II complex. Lineage: Eukaryota; Metazoa; Chordata; Chondrichthyes; Rajiformes; Rajidae. The transcript has 7 exons. The record is from RefSeq and is a predicted model, not a curated record.
CGCUCCACGCCGACAGCCUCUCGCCACCGCCACCACACUCCGGUCCGCACUCCGCCCCAACCUACAUCCCAAAUGGCACCCAAGAAGGACGCCAAGAAGCCCGCGGCUCCUGCUGCUGCUCCUGCCCCGGCAGCGGCAGCGCCCCCCGAGCCCGUCAAACCCAAGGAGCCGGCCAUCGACUUGUCCUCAGUCAAGAUCGAGUUCAGUGCGGAUCAGCAGGAAGACUUCAAGGAGGCUUUCCUCCUGUUUGACAGGACUGGCAAUUCCAAGAUCACCUUGGUCCAGGUUUCAGAUGUCAUGAGGGCUCUCGGCCAGAAUCCAACUAACGCUGAAGUGAAGAAGAUCCUGAGUAACCCCAGUGCGGAGGAAAUGGCCAACAAAGCCAUUGAUUUUGACCAGUUUCUUCCCAUGCUCCAGACCAUGGCUAACAACAAGGAUCAGGGAUCCUACGAGGACUUUGUUGAGGGUCUGCGCGUGUUUGACAAGGAAGGCAAUGGCACAGUGAUGGGCGCUGAACUCCGCCACGUUCUGGCCACACUAGGUGAGAAGCUGACAGAAGAACAGGUGGAAGAACUGCUGAAAGGCCAAGAAGAUGCCAAUGGCUGCAUCAACUAUGAAGCUUUUGUCAAACACAUCAUGUCUGUUUAAAAUGGAUCUCCAAGAAUUGAUGCACAUGGUUCUAAGUCACUGAACACCUGACGCAGCCAAGAUAUCACAACAUGGAACUGUCCCAACUGUGCAAUUGGUCUACUUUCAGGCUGCACAAGAACUGCUUUUUUUACAUAUCCAAUGAACUAUGUUUCAACCAACAAAAAGGGGAAAAAAGAAAAGAAGAUAUUUUUGGUACCAAACCGGAUGGAUAAAACUGCUUAGUUUGUCCACGAUGUUUGAUGUGGUUGAAAAGUGCGCAGGGAAGUCAGCAUCCAAUAAAGGCUCGUGGUCAGUC